UGCCUGCUUGAUUUUGAGUGAUAUAAAAUGGAACAUGCCAAAAACGGCAAUAAAUUGACCUGCUUCAAUUAGAUAAAUCGUUGUCAUAAUUUAUCUGGUUCAAAUUGUUAGUCUUAAUGAAUGCGUGGAAGCCAGUUUAGUUCAUUGAAAAAUCGUUGCCAACAGGAAAAAUGUGUCUAUCUUUCAAUCGAUUUUGACUCAAACGUUUUGUCGAAUCAAGCGUCUUCGCAUUCAGGCGUUCAAUGACUCUGAGUGAAAAGUGAAUUGCGGCAAAUUAUCACAAAUAUCAAAUUUUCUUCAGACCGAGACAUGCAAACAACAUAGUGUAUAGGUUGAAGUCGUUUUUGCUGAGCUUUCAUUAAACUGUCACCCUGGAGUCAGAGGAGAUGAUUACGGCCUGUGACACCCAGGAUUUCGUUCCAUUUGGCCGCGAAUAUGUCCACCAACAUCCUGGGAAAUUUCAAAUACAGGUCCAGAAUGUUGCCCACACUGACCCAGGACUGCCACUUCUCAAAUCAUUCAGGGACAUCUCCAUUCAAGACAAUGGAAGGAAAGAGCACUGGAGUUUCUACAGCGGUGCAAGCACAACAGAAGGCAGAGGACGCUUUGACGAGGAGCUGUAUGUGAAUGGACACAUCGUGGUCUGGAGUCGAGGGGGACAAGAUGGUUGCCGAUCUGUCAUUAAGACCUUCACCAUGGAUACGCCUGUCAUACAGGCACUUUGGUGCAAGUUUGUUAUACCUGAGAAGUCGAAUCAUGAGGAAAUCUGCACCUCACUGGACACAAAAGGCAAGUUACAGACAGGUGUGUGUGUGGUGGAGUCCAGCUGUGUAAGCUGCUACAUGGAGGAUGGAAGUGAAUAUCUGGCAGCACUGCCAUUCCAGGUGGCCAACGUUUGGUCAAUCAAGAAUGGUUUACUCUUUGAAAGAACAGUGUCCCCAUCAGAAUUUCACACAUCUAAAAGAGACGCUCCCAACCAGACCACUGUAUUCAGCAUGUUACACCCUCUCGAUGAAGUGGCACCCGUCAUCAUCAAGUCAGGAACACUGGGAGCCAACAAGACGUCAUACCUGACAGACAACACCCAGCACAUCGUGUUCUCUAGUGACGACCCCUCCCUCGUCCUCACCUAUGAUACCAUGGUAGGCAUACACUCGGCGUGGAAGGUCCGCAAAGUCCUACAGACGGAAUGUGAAGCCAUAGCAGCGAUGUGGGAGCAGACCAACAGCAUGUUCACGCCAGUGCACAAUCUCAACCAGUCCAGCAGCAUGUCCCGCUACUAUGGCAACCUAUCGGCCCAGUCACCGAUGGUGUCGCCAUUACGAAGCUACUCUGGCCGGACCCCCCACCUGAUGUCGCAUUCCCAGAGUCCUCUCAUAAUGAACCCGCCUGGCAUGGACAGACGUUCCCAAAGUCCAGCCCCUUUCCUGGACAACUCGCUGCACCGUCUUCACACGCCCUCCCCUCAGAUGGCGCCACGUACGUCUGGCAGCUUCUACCGCUCCCCAGCCAACAUGUCCGUCAUCAACGAGGCCAUAGCCACGGAAUGGGCUGAACCAAUCACGCCAGAGAUCUGUCUUGAGCAUAUCUGGACGGAGAACGCCCCAGCGAUACGCGACGGGUCUCUCGGGAAGUCGUCAAAAGCGUUCUUCACGCGGGACCUGUGUGGGCAGCAGUACAUGUGUUACUUGAUAUCCUACAGGCAGCAGCUGAGAUGUGUGAAGUUUGAGGAAAGUAACGAUCUCAAAAGAAUCGUGUUUGGGACUGUAAAUAUCAUUCCGUGUAAAGACGCAAUUCCUAUUGAAGGAAAAGACCUGUUGAUAAUUCUAGACAUCAGCGGGGUGCUUUAUGUGUACAGUGGGAUAACGAGGAUUAACAGGCUCCAUGUUCCCAUCCUGCCUAUUGGUAGCCUGUGUAACAGCUUGCUGAGACAGACCACCCCGCUGCAUAGCCCGGUACGAGGGGGCGUCUUUACGUCCAGCCGCCCCUCUAGCGCCAUGGAAACGCGAUUUGACGAGGACUUUCAGCUCAAUCAGAUCUCUCCGGUUGCCACUGAGCUGGAUGAGACGUCACAUUUCGAAGAGUUUCCACUGGGUUGUGCACUGAUUCACGCGUUAAGGGAUAAUGUGAAGGCCAGGUUUACCAUUGAGCUGUCGAAUGGGCACAUGUUCCGAUGUACGUUACCGGACAUGACAAACUCCUCUGGUAUAGAUCUCUGUCUACGAGCGUUGAAGCACAUGUUGCCUCGAGACCUCGCCAUGCAGAUGAUUGGUCGAUGGUUGACUGUGCGUAACUCUCCCGGGGCAGUUGGGAGUCAGACAGAGUGGGCCAUGUUCACUUCCUGUCUGCUCGGCAUGAUGGGAUAUGAUGUUGGAAAGCUGCCAAUUACUGAAAAGGAGCUGGAGACCAGUUCCCUGUCACCUGUGUCAGCCAAACGAGCCAGAACCUCAGACCAUGGCACUGAUGAGGACUGGGAGUACCUCCUGGGUGGAGAACUGCACCAGUUCAUGGAGGAGUCAGUAGGGGAUAUCCUGGGUCUGUCGCCGUGCCAACCAGUGCCUGACUCCACCCCUCUUAGCCACGCCUCCACCAUCAGCACUUCAGGGAUCCUAUUUGCCUACAUGCCUGCGUGCUUCACUGCCCUGCAUCUUGUCUAUGAGGAGUUGAAAUUGAACACCCUGCUGUUUGAAGAUCUCAACCACCUGUCAGUGUUGCUAUGGCAGCUGUCACAUGACCUGCGCUGUCACCUCUACGUGGACUACUACACGCGGGACUUUCCCAAGCUGCUGGCUCUACCCAUUGUUCCUAGUCAAAUUAAAGAAGAUCAACUGGACAAGAUGCAGUAUCCAGCAGUGUUCAUCAGCACAGAAGUGCCAUCUGUGUACAGCUGGAUUCUGAAAUCCCUGGAGGGUUUGUCCCCGCCUGCCCAGCUCUACAUCCCCAAUGUGUGCAGCAACAUGCAGAACAUAGUGUCUCUGUAUGCAUUACUGUUGAACAAACACAUGGGCACAGAGCAGGCUAUAGACAAGUGCCUCAGAAAAGUGCCAUCUUCAGUUUUAUCCGAAGGUCACCGGGCCCCGACCUGUGACAUCUCCAUGUCCAAGAGCUACUGCAGAUCCAGCCCCACACAGAACUUCCUGGAGAGAGUCGUACUCUACAUGACACAGCUGGGUAUGACAGAGAAGGAGCUGAUGUACCUGCCAGUAGGUAUAGUGCUGCCACUGAGAGAGGCAAUCUUCCACUGCCGGUGUAACCCUCCCUCCGAUUGGCCUGAGGAAGCCUAUACCCUCAUUGGUCGUGAGGACAUCAGUAAGCUCCUGUCCCUGCACUCCCGGGACGAUGUGGUCCCACCCCCAGGGAUCUUCAAGCGCAAGCCAAACCCCCAGUCUCCUAGCAACACGAAGGAGGAGGAUGAUGGCAUGGAACACUUUGAUGAUGAAUACCUACGGCUGCGGUUCAGCGAGGACCUGCGGGUGCAGGAGGCACGUAGGAUGCUGCAGUCGUCGAGGCCAGUAACCAUAGCGCUUACCCAGAAACCGGAGAUCAGCGACCACGACUUCAUAGAGGAGCAGGAGCGUCACCUGUACUCCAUCUGCAUACGUACAAUGGCACUGUCCACUGGGAGAGGGAUGUUCACGAUGAGCACUUACUACCCUGUUCCCACGGAAACACUUCCUGUUCCAAAGCUCUGUCUCACUGGAAAGGCUCCUCCCAGGAACACUACAGUAGACCUGUCCCACAUUGACACCCCUCCCAACAUGACCGCAUGGCCCCAGUUCCACAAUGGUGUGGCAGCUGGACUCAGGAUCGCAGACUUCUCUCAGAUAGAUUCGUCCUGGAUCGUGUUCAACAGACCACAAACUAACGAGCUGACCAAUGAGUAUGCAGGCUUCCUCAUGGCGCUUGGACUGAACAAACACCUGGUCAAGAUGAACAUACUCAACAAGCAUGACUAUCUCAGCAAGGGCCAUGAAAUGACAACCAUUGGUCUGUUGUUAGGACUCUCUGCAGCCAGCCGCAGCACGAUGGAUCUAGCCACAUGCAAGAUUCUCAGUAUCCACCUGCCUGCCAUGCUGCCUCCCACCUCCACAGAGCUCAAUGUCUCCCACAACGUGCAGGUGGCGGCCAUCUUGGGUAUUGGACUCCUCUUCCAGGGGACCGGCCACCUGCACACUGCCGACAUCCUGCUGCAGGAAAUAGGCCGACCGCCUGGCCCUGAGAUGGAGAACUGUACAGAUCGGGAGUCUUACUCCCUGGCAGCCGGCCUGGCCUUGGGUCUUGUCAUGUUUGGAAAAGGUCAGGAAACCGUGGGUACCAGCGAUCUGAGCAUGGCUGACACCCUGUACCACUUCAUGGUGGGCGGACACAAGCGGCCACUCACUGGUCCCAGCCAGGAGCGGUACCGGACGCCCAGUUACCAGAUACAGGAGGGGAACCUGGUGAAUGUGGACGUCACCUCUCCGGGGGCCACACUGGCCCUUGGCAUGCUGUACUUCAACACCAAGAACAGUGCGGUGUCUGAGUGGUUGAAGGUGCCCAACUCCCAGUUUAUGCUGGACCAGGUCCGCCCGGACUUCCUGCUGCUACGGACCUUGGCCCGCGGACUUGUCAUGUGGGACACGGUCCUACCCACCAUGGACUUCCUGAAGCAGACUAUACCCCAGAUCCUGUAUGACUAUGCUUUCCAGCAGAACCACGUUCAGGACGAGGAUAGUAACAUCGAUUUUGAAACUAUGAGUCACGCGUUUUGUAACGUUGUGGCUGGUGUGUCGAUGGUGAUUGGUCUAAAGUUUGCUGGCUCCGCCAACCAGACGGCGUUGGAGACUCUGCUGCAGUGCAUGGCCCAGUCACUGAAAGUGGCCACAGUACCUCACCUCACGGAGCAGGCUGGGAAAGUCACCGUGGAAAAUUGUAUGAUUACAAUUCUGGUCGCUAUGGCAAUGGUUAUGGCAGGAACGGGAAACCUUGAGGUGAUGAGGCACUGUAGGAUGUUUUCAGCACGUGUGGGUCCCCCGUACAACCAGUAUGUGAUGUAUGGCUCUCAUAUGGCCAUCAGCAUGGCUAUCGGUCUGCUGUAUCUGGGGGGAGGGAAGUACACCCUCAGCACUAGGCCGGAAUCUAUUGCCGUCAUGCUGUGUGCAUUUUUUCCAAAAUUCCCGACCCAUAGCAACGAUAACCGGUAUCACCUUCAGGCUUUCAGACAUUUAUACGUGCUAGCUUCAGAGUUGCGAACAAUGUUGCCCAGGGAUGUCGAUACGGGGCAUCCCUGUUAUGUGCCCGUAGAAAUCAAGUUUAAAGACACCCCACACUAUAGCAACGAAUCCUACAAAACCACGGCUCCUUGCACCCUCCCAGACCUAGAUCUUUUAGUUGAAAUCAAAAUUCUUGGACCCCGCUACUGGCCUAUAGUGUUCAACUGUAACAAGAACUGGGAGAAUCUGCGAUCCCUGUUGAAGCACAACGGCACCCUGUAUGUGAAGCAGAGGGCAGGGCAUCUGUCGUACGUAGAGGAUCCUAACGGGUACAGGAGCAUGCUGGCCAGGUCUCUCACUGUUGACCAGUCUUCUCAGACAUGUGUGAAGCCUGAUGUGAUCAAAGCAUUCACUGCAGAUCCAAAGGUGCUUGCACUAACUGACUACUUCUUCAGGGACCAGGAACAUGAUGCCAGCGGACUGUUGCAGGUGCUCUCAGACGUACUGUAUGAAUGUGUCACGCUGGAGAAACCAGAGGCCAUCUCCACACACAUAGACCUGGACCAGGUGACGCGCAGGGCAGAGUUCCGGUCCACGUCCAUGGGUAUCAGCCAACUGAAGCUGAUCUUCGCCUACUACAACAUGGAGCACUCUCUAACCCUGGAGGGAGGAAGUCACCUGUUCCAGACGGUAGGAAGUGAAGAGUUUCAAGGGAGACAACUCCUCAAGCCCGACUUCAUUCUUGCUGUGUCUAGCAAACUGAAGAACAUAUUCCAUAAGAGGUUGACAGAUAACAUGGAUUUCUUUCUUCGAUACUUGAAGGGAGAGAGUGUACAGGGUCGGGCUGACAAAGGGCUCAUGGCACUUCUGCUCUGGUACAACAUACCCUGCCGCACCAAACUCUCACAACUCAAUCUCCAAGGGCCCCCAACUCUUCCCCAGCUUCACAGUUGUCUCCCCUACCUGCAUGUUAGCAUGCUGAUGAUGCUGCAGUCUGCGUGGAACAGGCUGCAUGGGCAGUAACAGCACAGACCGUAGCGUCGAUGAUGAUGUCUCAUGGAACAGCACAAACUGGAGUGUCAUCAUGGCGAUGAUGCGCCUGACACAGGCCUGAUCAACAGUAGAAACAUGCUGAUUAAAUUGCAGUCUGCUUGGAGUAAACUUAAUGGACAGUAAAAGCACGGGCGGGGAUGUCAGAAUAUUGAAGAUGAUGCACUCUGCACAGACUUAACGGGACAGAAACUAAAUGGGAUGUCAGAAUGCUGAAGAUGCUGCAGUCUGUGUUGAUCAUGCUCUAUGGACAGUAUCAGCACAGACUGGGAUGUCAGAAUGCUGAAGAUGCUGCAGUCUGUGUUGAAUAUGCUCUAUGGAAAGUAUCAGUACAGACUUGGGUGUCAGAAUGCUGAAGCUGCUGCAGCCUGUGCUAAUCAUGCUCUAUGGACAGUAUCAGUACAGACUGGGAUAUCAGAAUGCUGAAGAUGCUGCAGUCUGUGUUGAUCAUGCUCUAUGGACAGUAUCAGUACAGACUUGGGUGUCAGAAUGCUGAAGAUGCUGCAGUCUGUGUUGAUCAUGCUCUAUGGACAGUAUCAGUACAGACUGGGAUGUCAGAAUGCUGAAGAUGCUGCAGUCUGUGUUGAUCAUGCUCUAUGGACAGUAUCAGUACAGACUUGGGUGUCAGAAUGCUGAAGAUGCUGCAGUCUGUGUUGAUCAUGCUCUAUGGACAGUAUCAGUACAGACUGGGAUGUCAGAAUGCUGAAGAUGCUGCAGUCUGUGUUGAAUAUGCUCUAUGGACAGUAUCAGCACAGACUUGGAUGUCAGAAAGCUGAAGAUGCUGCAGCCUGUGCUGAUCAUGCUCUAUGGACAGUAUCAGUACAGACUGGGAUAUCAGAAUGCUGAAGAUGCUGCAGUCUGUGUUGAUCAUGCUCUAUGGACAGUAUCAGUACAGACUUGGGUGUCAGAAUGCUGAAGAUGCUGCAGCCUGUGCUGAUCAUGCUCUAUGGACAGUAUCAGUACAGACUGGGAUGUCAGAAUGCUGAAGAUGCUGCAGUCUGUGUUGAUCAUGCUCUAUGGACAGUAUCAGUACAGACUUGGGCGUCAGAAUGCUGAAGAUGCUGCAGUCUGUGUUGAUCAUGCUCAAUGGACAGUAUCAGUACAGACUGGGAUAUCAGAAUGCUGAAGAUGCUGCAGUCUGUGUUGAUCAUGCUCUAUGGACAGUAUCAGCACAGACUUGGGUGUCAGAAAGCUGAAGAUGCUGCAGUCUGUGUUGAUCAUGCUCUAUGGACAGUAUCAGCACAGACUUGGGUGUCAGAAUGCUGAAGAUGCUGCAGUCUGUGUUGAUCAUGCUCUAUGGACAGUAUCAGUACAGACUGGGAUGUCAGAAUGCUGAAGAUGCUGCAGUCUGUGUUGAUCAUGCUCUAUGGACAGUAUCAGUACAGACUGGGAUGUCAGAAUGCUGAAGAUGCUGCAGCCUGUGCUGAUCAUGCUCUAUGGACAGUAUCAGUACAGACUGGGAUGUCAGAAUGCUGAAGAUGCUGCAGUCUGUGUUGAUCAUGCUCUAUGGACAGUAUCAGUACAGACUGGGAUGUCAGAAUGCUGAAGAUGCUGCAGUCUGUGUUGAUCAUGCUCUAUGGACAGUAUCAGUACAGACUGGGAUGUCAGAAUGCUGAAGAUGCUGCAGUCUGUGUUGAUCAUGCUCUAUGGACAGUAUCAGUACAGACUGGGAUGUCAGAAUGCUGAAGAUGCUGCAGCCUGUGCUGAUCAUGCUCUAUGGACAGUAUCAGUACAGACUGGGAUGUCAGAAUGCUGAAGAUGCUGCAGUCUGUGUUGAUCAUGCUCUAUGGACAGUAUCAGUACAGACUGGGAUGUCAGAAUGCUGAAGAUGCUGCAGUCUGUGUUGAUCAUGCUCUAUGGACAGUAUCAGUACAGACUGGGAUGUCAGAAUGCUGAAGAUGCUGCAGUCUGUGUUGAUCAUGCUCUAUGGACAGUAUCAGUAAAGACUGGGAUGUCAGAAUGCUGAAGAUGCUGCAGCCUGUGCUGAUCAUGCUCUAUGGACAGUAUCAGUACAGACUGGGAUGUCAGAAUGCUGAAGAUGCUGCAGUCUGUGUUGAAUAUGCUCUAUGGACAGUAUCAGCACAGACUUGGGUGUCAGAAUGCUGAAGAUGCUGCAGUCUGUGUUGAUCAUGCUCUAUGGACAGUAUCAGUACAGACUUGGGUGUCAGAAUGCUGAAGAUGCUGCAGUCUGUGUUGAUCAUGCUCAAUGGACAGUAUCAGUACAGACUGGGAUAUCAGAAUGCUGAAGAUGCUGCAGUCUGUGUUGAUCAUGCUCUAUGGACAGUAUCAGCACAGACUUGGGUGUCAGAAAGCUGAAGAUGCUGCAGUCUGUGUUGAUCAUGCUCUAUGGACAGUAUCAGCACAGACUUGGGUGUCAGAAUGCUGAAGAUGCUGCAGUCUGUGUUGAUCAUGCUCUAUGGACAGUAUCAGUACAGACUGGGAUGUCAGAAUGCUGAAGAUGCUGCAGUCUGUGUUGAUCAUGCUCUAUGGACAGUAUCAGUACAGACUGGGAUGUCAGAAUGCUGAAGAUGCUGCAGCCUGUGCUGAUCAUGCUCUAUGGACAGUAUCAGUACAGACUGGGAUGUCAGAAUGCUGAAGAUGCUGCAGUCUGUGUUGAUCAUGCUCUAUGGACAGUAUCAGUACAGACUGGGAUGUCAGAAUGCUGAAGAUGCUGCAGUCUGUGUUGAUCAUGCUCUAUGGACAGUAUCAGUACAGACUGGGAUGUCAGAAUGCUGAAGAUGCUGCAGUCUGUGUUGAUCAUGCUCUAUGGACAGUAUCAGUACAGACUGGGAUGUCAGAAUGCUGAAGAUGCUGCAGCCUGUGCUGAUCAUGCUCUAUGGACAGUAUCAGUACAGACUGGGAUGUCAGAAUGCUGAAGAUGCUGCAGUCUGUGUUGAUCAUGCUCUAUGGACAGUAUCAGUACAGACUGGGAUGUCAGAAUGCUGAAGAUGCUGCAGCCUGUGCUGAUCAUGCUCUAUGGACAGUAUCAGCACAGACUGGGAUGUCAGAAUGCUGAAGAUGCUGCAGUCUGUGUUGAUCAUGCUCUAUGGACAGUUAUCAGUACAGACUGGGAUGUCAGAAUGCUGAAGAUGCUGCAGUCUGUGUUGAUCAUGCUCUAUGAACAGUAUCAGCACAGACUUGGGUGUCAGAAAGCUGAAGAUGCUGCAGUCUGUGUUGAUCAUGCUCUAUGGACAGUAUCAGUACAGACUGGGAUGUCAGAAUGCUGAAGAUGCUGCAGUCUGUGUUGAUCAUGCUCUAUGGACAGUAUCAGUACAGACUGGGAUGUCAGAAUGCUGAAGAUGCUGCAGCCUGUGCUGAUCAUGCUCUAUGGACAGUAUCAGUACAGACUGGGAUGUCAGAAUGCUGAAGAUGCUGCAGUCUGUGUUGAAUAUGCUCUAUGGACAGUAUCAGCACAGACUGGGAUGUCAGAAAGCUGAAGAUGCUGCAGUCUGUGUUGAUCAUGCUGUAUGGACAGUAUCAGCACAGAUGGAAUACCGUUACUCAAUGGAGGGUGGCAGCAUGGAUUGUGCUCCUGGGAUUAAUGGAAAUAAGUUUGCCAAUUGGGGAUUAGGUUGUUUGGAUCAUUAAUUGACAUUAUGUAAUAAAAAUGCCAGGCAGUUAAUGAUAUAGAAUAAAUGUAACGAAUCUGAGGCAUGGUAUUUGUAUAGCAAGAUUUUAAACGCAAAGCAAGUCACACAAGAAAUAAUUUACAGCUAAAAGCAGGUAAUUUUAGUCUUUGAUAAUACUUUAUUUCCAACAGUGAUAUUAGUUGACUGUUAUUAAAUGAAAAGUUGAAAAUUAAUAUUCCAGAUGUUAUAAUUCUUUUAUUCUCAUAAGAGUUUGAUUAAAUUUAAAAAAAAUUAAUAAACACAAAUAUGGUUGGUUUUCAGAUGUUUGUAAUCAGGUAAAAUAAUGCCUCUUUAAAUAUAAUUUGUGAUCAAUAUGUUGUUGUUUUUGUGUUUUUUUUAACAUACUCCAUGUAUUAUACAUAUUAUGCUACUGCUACCUGUAUUAUCUCGGGUCAUCAGUUAAUAAAUGUGUACAUUUGCAAUAAUAUCUUUACCUGCUUUGCCUCAUGUUAGAAACAGAUACAUGUAUUAGCAUUUGGGUCUUGCUUAUACUGAUGGCAUAUUAUAAAAAUGUGUUUUUUAUAGUGUCCACUGAUCUUUAUGCUGUGUGUUUGUUACCAUUAAUUUUUGAAGUGUUAUACACUUACUGUCAUGUUAGUUUAUGGUAUAUUUGAAGAAUAAAAUGAUGUUAUCAUAAUGAAUUAAAAAUGAUAUUACUUUGUUCUUUAUUUUGGUGUUAUGCAUUUGAGAUUUAUUGUGGUACUUCUGAAGAUGCAGUUUUUUAUGUCAAAUAAAAAAUUGAAACUUUUA
This is a messenger RNA of Dreissena polymorpha, 10621 nucleotides long. RefSeq names its product anaphase-promoting complex subunit 1-like. Gene Ontology annotation, cellular component: anaphase-promoting complex. Gene Ontology annotation, biological process: anaphase-promoting complex-dependent catabolic process; metaphase/anaphase transition of mitotic cell cycle; protein K11-linked ubiquitination. The transcript is spliced from 32 exons. Gene Ontology annotation, molecular function: molecular adaptor activity. The record is from RefSeq and is a predicted model, not a curated record. Bases 387 to 6215 code for a protein of 1942 amino acids. Lineage: Eukaryota; Metazoa; Mollusca; Bivalvia; Myida; Dreissenidae.